Molecule: messenger RNA, 1224 nt
Organism: Epithele typhae
Lineage: Eukaryota; Fungi; Basidiomycota; Agaricomycetes; Polyporales; Epitheliaceae
Exons: 5
Coding region: 1-1224 (407 amino acids)
Molecular function (GO): protein binding
Source: RefSeq, a predicted model, not a curated record
AUGGCACUCAUCUUCGACCGUCUCAACGACGAUAUUUUCCUCAUCAUCCUCUCCUAUCUCCAGAGGCGAGACCUGUCCGCCUUGUCGCUCACCUGCAAACAUUUCCAUAAGCUUUCCUCUCCAAGACGCUGGACCGCUCUUGCGACACAUAAGGCUUUAUAUGUCUCCUGGUGGCAUGAUAAUAUCGGCACCAACGCUCGUUAUGUCCGUGAGAUACUGGUUGUUGUCAACGAAAGGGCUCCUAUGCUCCCCGAUGUCUUGUUCGCAACCAAGAACAUCCGCUUUGAAGGGGGUCCAAGCGUUUCCGGCGAUCUCCUCUCCCUCCUCUCCGCCAUCAAAUCCUUUCCUCGCCUGUAUGUUCUCAUUCUAAAGCACUUCACGCCGACCACUGCUGUCGACAUUGCUUGCCACCCGUCAUUCCCCUCCAUCCAACAGCUCACCCUCCACGACGUGACGGAGCCUGCUACGGAUCUUUUUUAUCUCUGUCCCAACGUCACCUCCCUGAGACUCGGUCUCAACGUUUUCCAUCAAGCUCACGAAUCUCGACCGAGAUGGCGUUCCUCACCGAUCCCUCGACUCACCCUCACGGCUCUCCGCAUGGAGGCAAGAGACUUCAUGGUCUCGUUUCUGGAGCAACGACCCAUGCGCGCGACACACGUUCGACUAUCCGCGCUCUGGGAGUUCACAUGGGACGGUAUCUCGUCCAUGCAGGACGAAACCGCGUCCCAAUUAGCCUGCGUUCUCACCACGCUCCACCCGCGUUCCCUCUACCUAGAAAUACCAGCGAUUUUGUGCGCCGAUCUGUCUGAUCGCACAGGAACUCUCUGGCAAGAGGUCGCCGCGGCCGCCCCGCACCUGCGCGCGCUCGUGCUCCAUGUGGACUCAUCCCUCUCGGACGACGAUACCAGAUGGGCACCCCCGGAUGCGCUCGUGGCGGAGCUCGCCCGGCUCCCGCUCAUCUGCGUCCAUCUCAAGGCGGAUCCAGACUUCAUCCCCACUCUGCGCGUCGUGGGCGUAUCGGAUGGGUCGCGCAAGUUGGAGGGCGCGCGAUCUACGCAGUGGUGGCGCGUCGAGCGCGGCAACGGCAACAGCGCAGUGCAGUCGCUAGUCGAGCUCUGGCGCGAGGACGGGGAGCGGGCGCUGCUGCUUGUGCAGAGCGAGGCGUUUUGUGCGUCCGAUCUUGACGACAUCUACUCGGAGAAGUGCCGUUACGUGAGGGGGUAA